AGGGACCAUCCCGCAGACGAGGGCGAGUGCAACGCUGGCGCGAACACCAAGCAAGAUCGGGCUGUCCCCACGCCGCCUCUUGUUGGGCCUCCUUCUCGCUCUGAACCUCUCGGCGCUCUCUGUAAUCUACAUCACGCACGCAUUAACCAACAUGACGGCGUCAACCUCCACUGUGACCCUGCCAAUUCAUGUGUACUGGGCGCAUGCGGUGAACUCACAAGCGUUGCUUGCCGCCGCGUUGGACAAGAGCCAGGCCAUCGAAGCCGACGUCUUGCUCAACUCGGGAAACGAACCAGUGAUGGCCCACCCCCCGGCCACGGACAGCAACCUGACUCUGCGUGCCUUUCUUGCCCAGGUCGAGUCUGGCACGGGCAUCGUCAAGCUGGAUUUCAAAUCCGACGCUGCGUUCGGCCGGGCACUGCCGCUACUCCGUGAAGUAAGCUUGUCGCUCAAGGCCCGCCUCUGGAUCAACGCCGACAUUGUACAAGGCAGCAAUGCGGCCGAGCCCCAGUUCGUGGCUGCCGAGUUCGUCGCCAACUCGAUUCGACUUGGUGCAGGAAAACUUAGUCUGGGAUGGACAACAUCCAGCAACAGCACCGAGUACACCCCGGAGAUGGUUCGCGCAAUGCUUCAACUACUCUCCGACUACGAUUCGUCCGUCGCCGUGACAUUUCCUGUCAAGGCCAGCUUGGUUCGGGGGAGCUGGGACGCCCUCAAGGCACUCUACCAAAACCCAAAGCAUGGCAUGACUCUCUGGCUCAACGAAGCCAUGGACGACGCGGACUUAGUUUGGCUUUACCAAACGCUCGAGACGCCCGCCUUGCAAGGACGAACGUAUUACGACCUACACGGGUGGAAUGCUCUCGUCCAGCGUAAAGGGUGGUGAACAGCGCGCCUCACUUGAUGUCAAGCCAAGUGAAUCGAAUGCAUCCCAGCGCAAGUGCGCGAUGUAAGCGAAUACACAUACAUAUCCUCUCUUGUCCAAUGUCGUCAUGGCUGAC
Aphanomyces invadans is the source of this 1001-nucleotide messenger RNA. RefSeq lists its product as hypothetical. The transcript has a single exon. The record is from RefSeq and is a predicted model, not a curated record. NCBI's taxonomy places the organism in Eukaryota, Oomycota, Saprolegniomycetes, Saprolegniales, Verrucalvaceae. The coding region runs from base 152 to 886 and encodes 244 amino acids.